Messenger RNA from Hyposmocoma kahamanoa, 6708 nucleotides. RefSeq lists its product as uncharacterized. Gene Ontology annotation, biological process: DNA integration. NCBI's taxonomy places the organism in Eukaryota, Metazoa, Arthropoda, Insecta, Lepidoptera, Cosmopterigidae. The record is from RefSeq and is a predicted model, not a curated record. The transcript has 5 exons. The coding region runs from base 1 to 6708 and encodes 2235 amino acids. Gene Ontology annotation, molecular function: nucleic acid binding.
AUGUCCGAAGGCGAGCACAAGCGGCAAAAGGUUGAGAGGCCCGCCGAGCAACGCACUUACGCCGAGGCCACCAGGCCUGAACUCAUGGCGGUAAUCACAUCAGCCAAAACUGGCUACAUACGGAGCCCCGAUGCCGACAUGGUACAGGUGGCCCUAUGUAAGCUCCUCUCGCAAGGAGCGGAGGAGUGCAGCGAGGAGGACGUCGGCCCACAGUUUCGUGGUAAACCUGUCUACAGUGACGGGUCCCUGAAACUGUGGUGUCAGGACACAGCCACCUUCCAGUGGCUAGAGGAUGCCCUUAGCACCAUCAGGCUGCCAUCCGGGGAGCCCCUCUCAUUGAAAAAUGGGGUGGAGGCUCCCUGGAGGGUGGUCUGCGGACUACUCAUCCCUGGUCACUGGGAGGAUGCGCGUCGAAUCGGCCGCAUCCUCAAGUGGCAAAACCCGUGGGCGGAGGCACACCGCUGGGUUGUUCACAAGCUGCAGCAGCACAGUGACAACUCUUUCGUAGUGGUGAGCCUCCCAGAGGAACUCGUCCCCGCUGUCCUGGGGCAUGGCCGGCGCCUAACCUUCCAGUUGGGCACGGUCUACCUCAGGUUCAGAUCAAAGAGGGGCCUGUACACCGAUGUGCCACCCGAGAAGACGGGCACAUCAGCGACGCGGAUGGACGUCUCCCCGGAGCCCUCCACCUCCUCCAAUAUUCCCGGAGAAGGUGAAGGGCCCUUCUCGACCCCCGUCUCUGCGGACGCCGCUGUCAAACCGGUGGCGACCAGCAGCGACGACGAGUGUGUGUUGGGGAUGGGAGACAUCCGACUGAGCGAGGACGUGGACGAGGAGCUGCUAUCUUCUGAUGGCGGUUUCCCCCUCGCUCAAGACCUGUGUGCCGUAAAGCUUUUAGCAGACGCGGCCACGGGUCUGCCUGAAGUGGUGCUCGCCUCUGUCUAUAUGGCGGAGACUGAUGUGCCACCACCGCAGGAAAUGGUUCAGCUAAUCAACUACUGCGAGCAGAACGGCCAGAAUAUCGUCGUGGCUACUGACUCCAAUGCCCACCAUCCGUUGUGGGGCAUGGAUCUCGCAAAUGAUAGAGCCGGAUUACAUCAAGAAAGAACAAUGCCAGUUACCAGAAGCGCAAAAUCGUACCCCGUGAAUACCCAAGAAUCCUCGUCCACUGCUCCAACCUGUUCGACGGGCACCGACACGAUCACGGGGACCGAAAAGACUGCUACGACUUCAGAACACACGCGCUCCACGUACGCCACACGUACAACAGGUGCAACUGUGGAAACCGACGCAACGAUCAGACAAAUCGACGCCGCGCCGACUGCCACCUCGCCAGUCUCCCAACUAGUAGAGAGACCCGAAGCCGGCGCCACUACAAGUGAAGCACCACGGAGAAUAUACUCUCCUAAAUCUGUUCGAUCUUUUCGAUCCGGUUCUUCGAACAGUCGUCGUAGGCAGCUAGCGGAAGCGCAACAAGAAUUAUUGAAGCUGAAAAUCGAUUUAAUAUCUGCAAAGAUCGCGGCAAUGCAAGAGGAAUCGGACGAAGACGAACCGGAGGAAGCCACGAUCCGCGAAGAACGCACAUCGGAGUGGAUUCGCACAAGCACUAUUGGGUUGAGAAGAGAAGAGCAGGAAGACUACACUGCCGCCACACGUACGAAGGAAGAUAUAUUGAAGGGAAGACCUGCCGAAUCACAGGCGCCGCCGCCGACGCGCGACGUCAUUCGACAGGAAAAAAUCUCCACGUACGCGGCACCUGCGACAGCUGGGACCGGGUGCCCCCCCACCAAUUACGCGGGGGGAGCGCCCCCCUCUACAUACGUCACGCACACAAGUGAGAGACAACAGCCGCAAUACUAUCGUAACAACGACGGCCACCUGGAACAUAAGCCGCCGAGCGACAUAUGUUACGAAAAGUUAGCAACGGCGAUCACUACUGCGGCACGAGCGAUUCAACCCACUACUGCAAGACUUCAAGAAUUACCCAUAUUCAACGGUUCAUCAAGCGACUGGCUGCCGUUCAAGACAGCCUAUGAAGAAUCUGCAGGACUGCUUACAGAACAAGAGAACCUGGCGAGGCUCCGGAGGAGCUUGAAAGGCACCGCUAGGGAAGCAGCUCAAUGUUUAUUCGUCGGAGCCACGUCCUCCAACGAAGUAAUGAGCUUACUGACGUCAAGGUUCGGUCGUUCGGACGCGCUCGCACUGGCCGAACUGAGUAAGCUACGCACCCUUCCACGUCUGGGCGAACAUCCGAGAGACAUCUGCAACUUCGCAUCGAAGAUCAUCAACGUCACGGCCACAUUGAAGGCGCUAAACAGACCGCAUUAUCUACACAACGCCGAGAUAGUGCGCGCCGUGGUUGAGAAGCUGCCUUCAGCAUUGCGCUAUCGAUACUAUGACUUUGCUGCGGAACAGCCAGAAUACCAACCUGACCUAGUAACCCUGACCGAGUUCAUGCAACGCACAGCUGCACGUUGUGGGAGCUACGCGCCCGUCGAGAACACACCUGUGGAAGACCGGCGGGAGCCAGCAGGCAGGAGACCCAUGAAGAGCUACCACACUCAAACAGCGAAGCCAGCCGCGCACGAACAAGUUACUACGUGUCCUAUUUGCGACAAGACGGGUCAUCAUGCGGCGCAAUGCGACGAAAUGAAGACAGCAGAUGUAGCCGCCAGGUGGGACAUAGCACGCAAACAUAGGCUAUGUUUCCGCUGUUUACGGACACGCAAAUUUCGCCAUACGUGUAAAAACAAGAGGUGCGGCAUCGACGGUUGCGAGUACAUGCAUCAUUCACUGCUGCAUGGCACUCCACCCUCAUCAAAGGAGAAGAAAGAAGCUCCUGCAUCAUUUGUUGUGGCAUCAGCAAAAGACAGAAGCAACACCACCGCGCUACUGAAGGUACUCCCUGUGCAAGUGAGGGGCCCCAAGGGUACGUGCAACGCACUCGCACUACUGGACGACGGGUCAACGUGCAGCCUGAUUGAGGCGGCGCUAGCAAGAAGGAUCGGCGCAGCGGGUACACCAGCACCCUUUUACAUUGAGGGUGUAGCCGGCACACGAAUCAACGUCUGCGAAUCGCAACAAGUACGCAUUUCUCUGCGCGGGCGCGACACGAAUGAGCAUACAAUAACGGCCCGCACCAUGAACAACUUGAAGCUAUCGCCGCAAGCAGUCCCACGUAACGUCAUACGAGCUUGCCCCCACCUGCACGACUUAGAAGAGCAUCUCAUCUACGAAGAGGGAUCACCUACGAUACUGCUGGGUCAAUACAACUGGCAUCUUUUACUCACACAUGCCGUGCGACAAGGAGACCGACACCAACCGAUCGCAACACUCACCGAUCUAGGUUGGGUUCUACACGGCACUAAGAGAUCGAAUGAAAGAGUCAACACCCACAAAGUACUCCACGCUGUCGCCCCUGAUGAUGAAGAGUCCAUGGAGCAGAUGAUGAGGGAACACUUCAGCCUCGAGUCAUUGGCUGUCAUACCGAGACGCAGCCACAACGACGACGAGCGACGAGCACUGCAACAACUAGAAGAUAAAACCCGCCGUUUACCGGCGGGAGGCUUUAAAACCGGUCUUCUAUGGCGUAACGAGCACGUUCGUCCACCUGACAGCUACGACGUGGCGUUAAGAAGAUUGGAACUAGUUGAAAAGAAACUCGACCGCGACGAGGAACUGAAAAAGAGAUACGAAAAACAGUUACAAACACUGUUCGACAACGACUACGCAGAAAUAGCGCCACCCCAUAAGAACCCGAAGACUUGGUAUUUACCCCAUUUCGCCGUCAUCAAUCCACAGAAGCCAGAGAAGCUCAGAUUGGUCCACGACGCCGCUGCCAAAGCCAAAGGAGUCAGCCUGAACGACAUGCUACUACCAGGCCCGGACUUAAUACAAUCCCUGCCCGGCGUGCUGAUGAAGUUCCGUCAGCGAAAAGUAGCGGUAGCAGCCGACGUCAGAGACAUGUUUCUUCGAGUGACCAUACGAGAAGAAGAUAGAGACAUGCAGCGCUUCCUGUGGAGAGGAGACGACCGAGAUCGCCAACCGACCGAGUACCGUAUGAAGAGUGUCAUAUUCGGCGCCACAUCAUCUCCCUGUACUGCUAUCUACGUAAAGGACAAGAACGCGGAACACUUUCGUUCUCACUACCCCGAGGCAACGGCGGCAAUCAUCGACAACCAUUACGUCGACGACUACCUAGCGAGUUUUGACGACGAAGGAGCGGCCGUACGCAUAUCCACACAAGUUGCGUACAUACACAGCCGCGCGAACUACUUCCUGCAACGUUGGGCAUCUAACUCGCGCCGAGUACUAAGCGCGCUAUUACCGGGGUCGAAAGGCGACAUACUACAACUGGACAGCACGAAAAUACUGGGCAUGGUGUGGCAACCAGAGGAAGACACCCUGUCUUUCAACAUCAACACUCACAAAACACCGGCGGAAGUAUACAACGGGGCAAGAACACCAACUAAAAGGGAGGCGCUACGCACUACGAUGUCCAUAUUUGAUCCAUUGGGCAUCGCCACUCCAGUCACCAUACAAGCGAAGCGCAUCAUACAAGACACGUGGCGCUCAGGCAUCGAUUGGGACACCCCGUUAGAAGCGCCCGAGGCGGACGCCUGGAGCAGAUGGCUGGAAGAUGUACGACGACUCGCCAAGAUAAAAGUACCGCGCUGCUAUAUGAAACUUAGUCACGCGCGCGGCAUCCAGUUACACACAUUCAUGGACGCAAGUUCAACGGCAUACGCGGCCGUCACCUAUUGGCGUGUAGAAGACGAAGAUGGCAACGUACACGUCUCACUCAUCAUCGGCAAGGGGAAAGUAGCUCCGUUGAAAGUGAUCUCCAUACCACGACUAGAGCUGCAAGCUGCCGUGCUGGGUUGCCGUCUUACACAGACCGUCGUCGACGAGCAUCAAUUUAAACCGACAAGCCGCUACUACUGGACAGAUUCCCGCACGGUACUGACCUGGAUACGCAACGGACCGCGAGUUUAUAAACCGUUCGUAGCGCAUAGAGUGGCGGAGAUCGCUGAACACACUAAAACGAAAGAAUGGAGAUGGAUACCCACCAAAAUGAACGUCGCAGACGACGCCACCCGCGACGUGCCACACGACUUCGACUCUAAUCAUCGAUGGUACAGGGGGCCGGACUUUCUAUAUAUGUCGGAAGAAAAUUGGCCUCAAGAGGAAGUCACGGACGUCAACGUCACGGAUGAAGAACGGGUCCACCUCACCACAGGCGUCGGCGCGCGACUGAAGGAAGCUCUACCCGAAGUAACUCGUUUCUCAAGUUGGAUACGCCUCAUGCGGACCACAGCGCGCGUACUACAGUUCAUAGACAGGCUGCGGACGCGCACACAACGAUGCGCCGCUUUAAGGAAGAGAACGAGGAAAAAUGCCGACGCCGACCCUACUUGGCGAAAAAAUGAUACAGAAAGCAAGAAGGCGAAUACUUCCGAAGCUGCGCGUGGAAAGCAAGUUUUACACAAAUUUAAAACGAUCGACGCAUCAUAUCUACGCCACGCCGAGUCGCUGUGGAUACAAGCACAACAGGAAGAGGCGUUCACCGAGGAAAUCAACGCUCUCAUGAGGGGGACCCCCUUUCCGCCCUCUAGCCGCCUUAUGAAAUUAUCAACGCUACUCGACGGCGAAGGCAUAAUACGACUACGAUCGCGUAUAGCGGCCGCGGGUGAUAUCACUGAGCAACAACGGUCACCAGCCGUGCUUGAUGGAGACCACCCGUGGGUGCGACUGUAUAUCGCCUGGAUACACAAACAGACGCACCACGGAGGCUUCGGCAUCACCACCAGCGAGGUACGACAGCACUACUGGCUCCUACGACUACGCAACGCUGUGCGAAGCGAACUGAAACGUUGCCGAGUGUGCCGCAUCAUGAAAGCCACGCCUCCACAACCCUCGACUGGAAACCAUCCGCCCAGCCGCCUCGCUCACCAUCAACGCCCGUUCACAUACACCGGGCUGGAUUUCUUCGGUCCACUCCAAGUCGCAGUAGGCCGCACACGACAAAAAAGAUACGGAGCGAUCUUCACCUGCCUAACCACGAGAGCGGUCCACGUCGAGUUGGCCGGAGAUCUGAGCACCGACUCCGCCAUCAUGGCACUCCGUCGCUUCAUAUCGCGACGCGGAUGCCCGACGGAGCUGUGGUCUGACCAGGGAACCAAUCUCCGCGGCGCGGACGCCGAGCUACAGAGGGCAGCACUAGAAGCUAUACAGGAAGACGCCAGUAUCCGGUUCAUCAAGUGGAGAUACAUACCGCCGAGCGCACCGUUCAUGGGAGGAGCAUGGGAGCGUCUGGUACGGAGCAUCAAAACAGCUCUGUACACCGUACUGCACGAACGCGCCCCGAAAGAAGAGGUCCUGCACACUCUAUUGGUCGAGGCAGAGCACACCCUCAACAGCCGCCCUCUCACCCAUGUAUCCACUGCUCCAGAAGACGAGAACCCCCCUGACUCCGAACCACUUCCUACUGGGGGGUCCCUCACGAAAACGAAACUUGUCCAGUUUAACCCCACCAAGACACAAGUUUACGCGUUCACCGCUAAAAAGACUCCAUUUGCUGCAGACCUUCAGUUCCAGAACAAGCCAUUAAAUAUCUCGGAGAGCAUCGGGAUCCUUGGUGUCGACAUCUCUUGUGACGUUAAAUUCCGUAGUCACUUAGAUGGCAAAGUCAAGCUGGCGUCCAACAACUGA